Opisthocomus hoazin is the source of this 3459-nucleotide messenger RNA. Lineage: Eukaryota; Metazoa; Chordata; Aves; Opisthocomiformes; Opisthocomidae. The record is from RefSeq and is a predicted model, not a curated record.
AUGUAUUCCAGCUGUGUGGGUGUUGAAGAAGAAGAGGCUCCAGAUAUCGACAUCUAUCAUUGUCCAAAUUGUGAGAAAACCCACGGAAAGUCUACUUUGAAAAAGAAAAGAAACUGGCAUAAACACGAUACUGGACAGACGACAGAGGUCAAACCUGUGCAGAACGGGAGCCAAGUGUUUAUAAAAGAACUUCGAAGUCGUACUUUCCCGAGCGCUGAAGAUGUCGUCGUGAAAGUGCCGGGCAGCCAGCUAACGGCAGAGUAUUUGGAAGAGCAUGGCUUUGCAGAGCCCAUCCUCGUCCCGAAGAAGGACGGCCUGGGUUUGUCCGUGCCCGCGCCCACCUUCUACGUCAGCGACGUUGAAAACUACGUUGGACCAGAGAGGAGUGUUGAUGUCACCGACGUCACCAAACAGAAAGACUGCAAGAUGAAGCUCAAGGAAUUUGUGGAUUACUACUACAGUACGAACAGGAAGAGGGUGCUCAACGUGACCAACCUGGAGUUCUCGGACACGAGGAUGUCGAGUUUUGUAGAGCCUCCAGAUAUAGUCAAGAAGUUGUCCUGGGUGGAAAACUACUGGCCUGAUGAUGCUCUUCUGGCGAAACCAAAAGUCACCAAGUACUGCCUGAUCUGCGUGAAGGACAGCUACACAGACUUCCACAUAGAUUCGGGAGGAGCUUCCGCAUGGUACCACGUGCUGAAGGGAGAAAAGAUAUUUUAUCUCAUCAAACCAGCCUCUGCAAAUAUUUCUCUUUAUGAACGCUGGCAAUCGGCAGCAAACCACAGCGAGAUGUUUUUUGCAGACCAAGUAGAUAAAUGUUACAAGUGCACAGUUAAACAAGGACAGACACUCUUCAUUCCAUCAGGUUGGAUUUAUGCAACUCUAACGCCUGUAGACUGCCUGGCCUUUGCAGGACAUUUUCUACAUAGUCUAAGUGUUGAAAUGCAGAUGAGGGCAUAUGAAGUAGAACGACGAUUGAAAAUUGUCAGUCUGACCCAGUUUCCAAAUUUCGAAACUGCAUGUUGGUAUAUGGGAAAGCAUCUGCUAGAGACAUUCAAAGGUUUGCAUAAAGCUGGGCAACAACCUCCUGCUCAUUUACUCCAAGGAGCAAAAAUUCUCAAUGGUGCUUUCAGGUCAUGGACUAAAAAACAGGCUUUAGCAGAGCAUGAAGAUGAACUACCAGAAAACUUCAAACCAGCACAACUUAUCAAGGACCUUGCCAAAGAAAUAAGAUUAAGUGAGAAUGCUUCGAAGGCCAGCAAAGCAGACACGAGUGCCAACACAAAUGCCGAGGAGAUCUGUCCCGUGGAGAAGGAGGAGGCACCAUCACCUGUCGAAGUGACGCCUCCGCCCCCACCUGUAGAAAAGCUCCCUAAAAAAAAGACUCCCAAAACUGUGAAAGCCCCCAAACAACUCAAGCCAUCCAAACCCCCCAAACCUCCCAAGCCGCCCAAACCGCCGAAGCCUCCCAAGACACCGAAAGUUAAGGGAGAAGGAAAAAAGAAAGGCAAGAAGGCAAAAGAGAGUCCACCGCCAGCCAUCCCGAAUCUCGACUUGCUGGAGGCACACACAAAGGAGGCUCUGACAAAGAUCGAGACGCCAAAGAAGGGGAAGGCUGCAAAGAAUGUUUUAAGUGUUCCCAAUAAGGAAACUGCUAGUAAGCAGAAUGAGGUGGAGAAAUUUGAAGUUCGAGAGCAAAAUAAAAGCAAAACGGAAGCCAAAUGGAAGUAUAAGAACAGUAAACCCGAUUCACUUCUAAAAAUGGAAGAAGAACACAAAUCGGAAAAGACACCUUUAUCAGGAAAUAAGGACAACAAAUUUACAUUCUCUUUCUCUAAUAAAAAGUUGCUUGGUUCAAAGGGAGCCAAAACCCAGCUGAAUACUAGUGUGUUUGGGUCCCUGCAGAAUUUUAAAGAAGAUAAAGCAAAACCUGUACGAGAUGAAUAUGAAUAUGUGUCAGAUGAUGGUGAACUUAAAAUUGAUGAGUUUCCAAUCAGGAGGAAGAAAAACACUACGAAAAGAGAACUGCCCUUUUUAUCGGAUAAAAAAGACACUCUGCAGCACACUCCUGUUAAGAAGCCGAAGGUGGAGUCGGUAUCGUACAAGAGUGAUGACUCGUCAGAUGAGGAUUUGCUUCACAUUGACACGGAGGCAAAGCCAGGGCGCAAUUCCAAAGUAAAGAAAGAGAGUGGAACAGGAAUUCUUGAUCUCUUGCAGGCAAGCAAGGAAGUUGGGGGUUUAGAGUAUAACACCAACAGUCAGCCACCUGCCUCACCCAGCACGCAAGAAGCAAUCCAGGGCAUGCUAUCGAUGGCAAACCUCCAGUCGUCAGAGUCCUGCCUCCAGGCAUCGUGGGGUACCAAUCAGGCGAAGAAUAACUCCAUCUCCACGCAAAACUCUAAAAAAUCAGGUGGUGGCAGCAACAAAAAUGCAGGCAAGCGGUUACUAAAGAAAAGCACAAAGAACAGCAUUGACAUCGAAGAUUACGAUGAAGAUCAGGACCACUUAGAUGCCUGUUUUAAGGAUUCAGAUUACGUUUACCCUUCUCUUGAAUCAGAUGAAGAUAAUCCAGUAUUCAAAUCCCGAUCAAAGAAAAGGAAAAGCUCAGAUGAUGCCCCUUACAGUCCAACGGCACGAGUUGGCCCUUCGGUGCCUCGACAAGACAGACCGGUGCGAGAGGGCACGAGAGUCGCCUCCAUUGAAACUGGACUCGCCGCGGCUGCCGCGAAGUUGUCACAGCAGGAGGAACAAAAAGGCAAGAAGAAAAAAAAUACCAAAAAGAAGCUGUCAACCAACAACGCGAACAAACCGGCUCAGGAAGGCAGCUCGCCAGAGCCGAAGCUGGAGUCACAUGCCAGCAGCCUCACAGAUCACGAGUACACCGCAGGGGCCAGCACCUUUGGGGUCGCCCAGCCUAACAAGGGAUCGCAGCCGAUGGCACCCGGUGUUUUCCUCACACAGAGGAGACCCUCAGCAUCCUCGCAGAACAAUGCCUCCGCCAAAGGUACCAGGAAACGCCUGGGGUUAUGGUGUAGGAAUGGGGAAGGUGUCCUGGCGAGGCGGGAUGCAGAUGGGGUAAGAGAGGGCAAGGAGAAAUGUGGAGCUGCGAUGGUGCAUGGGUUGGUCUCAGUGCGGUGGGCAAGGCGUCCUCGGGGCAGCAUUGGCCCAGGGCUCGUGGUGGCACGCAAGCUCAGUGUCCCUGUCAGAGGAUGGCAGAGGGGGCCCAGGGGUGCCUGGGAGCAUACGGGUGUGCGGCAAGGACAGCCUGCCGGGUGCGAGGCGCUACGGCUUGUGUGUGGGUGGACGGAGGCAUGGCAGAGCAGGACCACGCUGGGUGGCUGGGUCCGGACUGGCAGCGUGCGGGCGUCAGCAGCGCGCCAGGCUGGGUGGUGCCACCGGGCAGCGGGGCUGGCACUGCCGGGGCAGGAGGAGCCCCAGCUGGCAGAGGGGGUGAGAUGA